GGUCGUUGUUGUGAGUGUGUCGCUGUGCGUUAGUGUGUGUGUGCAGUUCAGUGGCGGGGCGGCCAGUGUCGAGGCAGAGCUGUGAGGGCGUAGGUACCGUUUAGAAACCCCCCUCGAGUGACCAUGUGAGCGCCCCCGGAGGUGAAUCAUGCAGAGUGUACUUGUCUAUGGAAGGCUGUUCUCCAGAGCUGUCGCCAACGGUAUAUACAGCACCGUGAACACAGGGGCAGCCUCGUCCUCAGCCUCCUCUUCUCAGUCCUCGUCGUCCUCCUCGUCUCCUGCUCCUCCUCCUCCCUCGUCGUCCUCUUCUUCCUCUCCUUCCCCUGUGCCGACCCAAGGACCUAGUGCAGAAGGCGAGGCCGUGAAUGCCAGUGGGAGGAAGAAAUUGAGGUUUUUGACGGCCGUCAGUGGGUUCCCCAAGAACCUCAGGACCUUAGAGACUGUCAAGCCUGGCAAGUUCGGGGACGACGCGUAUUUCGUGGUCAAGCAUGCCAAAGGAGAUGUUAUAGGUAAGAAGCACGUGUUAGCUGAUGAAUAUCGACAACAGCUAUUUUGUAAGUAAAUGUGAUUUGGAUUAUUUGUUCAGCAUUUUUGAUUUCAUGUUUUUGUUGUUGGUCUUGUUUAUUUAAUGAAUGGGAAACGUUCGUCUGUCUUUGUAAAGUCAGCAACGACUAAUUAGAUGAUUGUGCAAAUGGAUUUUAUUGGUUUGUUCGUUGUUUGUUUGGUCCCUUUGAUCCGCCACAGACCGCCUGCCAAGAAUUCGCGAAAGAAUGCGACGACGGCUUUUAAUAA
Molecule: messenger RNA, 792 nt
Organism: Penaeus indicus
Lineage: Eukaryota; Metazoa; Arthropoda; Malacostraca; Decapoda; Penaeidae
Product: SERTA domain-containing protein 4-like
Exons: 2
Coding region: 149-562 (137 amino acids)
Source: RefSeq, a predicted model, not a curated record